Molecule: messenger RNA, 1019 nt
Organism: Populus euphratica (Euphrates poplar)
Lineage: Eukaryota; Viridiplantae; Streptophyta; Magnoliopsida; Malpighiales; Salicaceae
Product: protein LE25-like
Exons: 2
Coding region: 404-625 (73 amino acids)
Biological process (GO): embryo development ending in seed dormancy
Source: RefSeq, a predicted model, not a curated record
UUUUGUUCGAUUCAUGUUUACUGCUUGAUCAGAUUCAGUGAUGCACACCAUAAAAAGAAAAUGUCAGGAUUGUUGCCAUUUUUCUUCUGGGGCAAGACCUAAACUUAUGAUUCAUUUUUUCCCAGCUUUUUUAGGCUCCUUUUUUACUUAUUCCUCGUUACGAUAAGCCCCAAGAAAAGCUCGUGUGUCUAGAGCGUGCACCUGUGCAACAUGGCACCUGAUCAAAGGCAUGCAGUUGCAUGAGUGGCACGUGGCAGUUAUCGUGGCGUCCUAAUCUUUUGGGCAUCUGGCCUAGCAAUUCCUUACAUUUCUAGACCGGAACAUUAUCGCAGCAAUUGCUGUUUCUGCUUCAGCGAAACAUAAAUAAAUAAAGAAACAGUUUGUGGAAGCAAAAAUAUAAAAGAUGCAAGCUGCUAAGGAGAAAAUCAGCAAUUUGGCUAGUGUUGCUAAGGAGCGCUUGACUAUCUGCAAAGCCAAGGUUGAAGAGCAGGCAGAGUUAACAACAGCCAGGACAGCAGAAGAGAAAGAGUUGGCCAGGGAGCGUAGAAAAGUAAAGGAAGCACAGGUAAGGAUGGAAUUGCAUCAGGCCAAAGCCAAGCAUGCAGCUGAGAAAUUAAGUUCCUAGCACCACCACCACCAACCGCCUGUGGUAGCCCGUUGUUGAACCCAUGCUAACCAGCCAGACGGAACUGGCGGUACCAUGCCUGGAACCACGGCCCCUGCAUACCCCCUAGGAGGACACCCUCCUGGACACGGGCAUAUUUAGACAAUUAGCCAUGCUGUGUGAUGGAAGGGAGGACUCGGUGCGUGUGUGUGUACGUGUAGACUUGUCUGUCUUGAGUUCGUCAGUUCUCUGUUGGAAACUCUCUUCCGAACCGAAAAUUAUUGAUAAAUCACGCAUCCCUCUUUACCAUGCUGCGGUAUGAACUUUUGUUUUGGGAAGAACAGACAUCAUCAGACAUAUAAAUAUGCAGAUGUCUCAGAGGGUAAAACCGGCCCUAAUUUUAAUAAGAAAUUUU